AUGGAGCUUCGAGUGGGAGGAAAGUUUCGCCUCGGCCGGAAGAUCGGCUCGGGCUCCUUCGGCGACAUCUACAUCGGCACCAACGUGCAGACCAGCGAAGAGGUGGCCAUCAAACUGGAGUCCAUCAAGUCAAAGCACCCUCAGCUGCUCUAUGAGUCGAAGCUGUACAAGAUCCUCGCAGGAGGCGUUGGUGUGCCAAACGUCCACUGGUAUGGCGUGGAGGGUGACUACAACGUGAUGGUCAUUGACCUCUUAGGACCAUCCUUGGAGGAUUUGUUUAGCUUUUGUAACCGGAAGUUCAGCUUGAAGACCACGCUCAUGCUGGCCGACCAGAUGAUCAACAGGGUGGAGUACAUGCACGCCAAGAACUUCAUUCACAGGGACAUCAAGCCCGACAAUUUCCUGAUCGGAUUGGGAAAGAAGGCCAAUCAAGUGCACAUCAUCGACUUUGGACUGGCCAAGAAGUACAGGGAUCCCAAGACUCAGCAGCACAUCCCUUACAGAGAGAACAAGGCCUUGACAGGAACUGCGAGGUAUGCCAGCGUCAAUACGCAUCUGGGCAUCGAGCAGAGUCGACGAGAUGACUUGGAAGCCGUUGGCUAUGUGCUCAUGUACUUCAAUCGUGGCAGCUUGCCGUGGCAGGGCUUGAAGGCCAACUCAAAGAAGGAGAAGUACGAGAAGAUCAUGGAGAAGAAGAUGUCCACACCCAUCGAGGUCUUGUGCAAGCAUUUCCCUUGUGAGUUUGCCACCUACCUGAACUACUGCCGCAGCCUGCGUUUCGAGGACCGACCUGACUACGCCUACCUGCGGCGAUUGCUGAAAGAUCUCUUCUUCCGAGAGGGUUACCAGCCACUGGGCAUGCGGAUGAGACCGACGAGACCAAACGAGACGAAAACGUGGUUUCAAUAUCUUUCGGCAACGGAUGUAUUGUCGAAUGGGAUCCUCAGCAGAACUGCAUGGGAACUCCAUCUACCUCCUGUUCUCAUCUCUUCUCCUAGCAAAACAAGCACCGGAACAGGGGAGGACGCAUUUUGGGGGGGACCAGUUCUGCAAUUAGGGGACUAUAUAAGUGCUCAGAUGGUGAACGUGGAUUGUCGUUGCCGUUGGUGCUCUUCCCCCCCGAAUGUUUUUGCGGUUUGA
Molecule: messenger RNA, 1140 nt
Organism: Durusdinium trenchii
Lineage: Eukaryota; Dinophyceae; Suessiales; Symbiodiniaceae
Source: the annotation of a GenBank genome assembly